This is a messenger RNA of Pteronotus mesoamericanus, 1722 nucleotides long. It is a transcript of the gene LACTBL1, whose product is annotated as lactamase beta like 1. The record is from RefSeq and is a predicted model, not a curated record. The transcript is spliced from 6 exons. NCBI's taxonomy places the organism in Eukaryota, Metazoa, Chordata, Mammalia, Chiroptera, Mormoopidae. The coding region runs from base 79 to 1722 and encodes 547 amino acids.
CGGCUCAGCCAGCUCAAAGUUAAAAAGAAGUGGCUCUUCCCAGCUUCCUGCAGCUUCUUCUUCCUGCUCGCUGUGCUCAUGACUGGCUGCUUCCUGUGGCAGUACCACCUCCCCAAGCUGAAGUCUGGUUCCCUAGGACCAGAAGCAACCUCUGCCCCCGUGAGGAUGUGUCCCCAGCACCCUGAGCCUGUGCCUCUGGCCCACCCACUCCCUGUGUUGAAGGAGGCCCUGGAAAAGGUGGACGGGAUCCUGCGUGGGGCUCUGUCUGCCCCAGGGCUGGCCGCCAUAUCUGCAGUUGUCAUCCACAAUGACACCGUGCUCUGGACUGGGAACUUCGGGAAGAAGAAUGGCUCAGACCCGGCUUCUGGGCCCCCCGAUGAGUCCACCAUGUACCGGAUCUCCAGUGUCUCCAAGAUCUUUCCAGUCCUCAUGCUGUACCGCCUGUGGGAGGAGGGCACCGUAGCCUCUCUAGAUGACCCCCUGGAGCGGUACGCCAGCACCUUCACCAUCAACAACCCGCUGGGCGUGGCAUCAGCUCCCCGGCGAGAGAGCCUGAUGGAUGGGCUGGAGGAGAUGGGCCCAGCCCCAAGGCCUUCGCCCGUCACCCUCCGAAGGAUGGCCAGCCAGCUCUCAGGGCUGCCCAGAAGGCUCCGAUCCACUUCGCUGCUGUGGAGGGGCAGCACCCAGGAUGCCCUGAGCCUGCUCAAGGAUGACGUGCUGGUAGCGGACCCGGGAACCAGGUGCCAUUACAGCACCCUGGCCUUCUCGCUUCUGGCCCAUGUCCUGGCAGCCCACACGGCUCAGGGUGACUACCAGCGCUGGAUCUUGGAGAACGUGCUGGAGCCGCUGGGGAUGGCAGACACCGGCUUCGACCUCACCCCUCCUGUCUGCGCCCGCUUGGCGGCUGGCUUCUACGGCAGUGGCCGGCCGGCACCGCUCUACGACCUGGGUUGGUACCGCCCGUCAGGCCAAAUGUACUCCACCCCUGCCGACCUAGCCAAGCUGGCCAUGGCGCUCCUGGGCAGCGGGCCCCAGCGGAUCCUUGGGCCCGAGGCGUCCAAGACACUGCUGGUGCCGCUGCUGGCCUGCCCAGGCGCCUACUUCGCCAAUGAGACUGGCACCCCUUGGGAAUUCCAUUCUCAAAGGGGCUACCGCGUGGUCCGAAAGGACGGCGACUUGGACGGCUACGCCGCCACCUUCUCCCUGGUGCCACCGCUGCGCCUGGGCCUGGUGCUGCUGCUGGCCGGGCCGCGGCCACCUGGGCCCGACCUGGUGGCGCAGGCCUACGACGUGCUCCUGCCGGCCAUGGAGAAAGUCCUCCGGGAGGCCGAGCACAGCCCAGCCCCGCCACCCAGCGUGCGCCCUUUCACGGGCUACUUCACCUUCGCCAACCAGACCUUCUACGAGGUGCGUGCGGGACCUGCUGGCGAGCUGCGCCUGCGCCAGUUUGGACCCCGUGUCGAGGCGCUGGUCCCCGCGGCGUUCCGCACGUUGGCGCUGCGCCACCUGCGUGGCCGCGUCUUCCAGCUGCACGUGGCCCGCGAGUUCCCGUGCGCGCUGCCACUCGGGGACACCUGGCUCUCCCUGGAGGCCCAGCACGGGCAGCUCGUCAACUUCUACCCCCUGGACCGCCACGGGCUGUCUCCGGGCUUUGAUGUGCCGGGCCUUAACACGUACCGGGUGCUGCGGCUAGUGCGCAAGCCCGUGUUCAAGACCCAGUGA